CCAAUUCGCAUUAUUGUCAAAUAACCAAACCAAAAAGAAGUUUUAUUUUACAGACAUCUCGCCAUUCGCGAAAGUUCUCUCUCUGUAAUCUGCAUCGUAGCUCUUCUUAUCUCGUUUUCUCCGACCAAGUUUCUUCUCUUUUCUCCCCGAGACUAGACAUGGACGCCGCGACCGCGAGUUUGAUCCGAACUCCCGUCUUACCGCGUGCUAGAUCUAUGUUCCUUACAGCCAGCAGCCCUGGGUUCACACCUUCUGGUUCAAAACUUCAACUUCAUUUAAGGCUAAACGCGUUCACUAGAUUCUCAAAACCAUUAUUGCAAAGCAGCUCAUCAACAACAGCUUCCAAAACUCGGCGAAGUUUUGUGGUUAGAGCUUCGGCAGCAUCUGAUGACGCUUCCUCCAAACCGAUCGCGCCGCUUCAGCUUGAGUCUCCCGCCGGUCAGUUCCUGUCUCAGAUUCUGGUGACCCAUCCUCAUCUCGUCCCUGCUGCUGUUGAACAGCAGCUUGACCAGCUCCAAACUGAUCGCGACUCUCAGGGACAGAACAAAGAUUCAUCAUCAUCGUCCCUACCUGGAACCGACAUUGUUCUCUACAGGAGGAUCGCUGAGUUGAAGGAGAAUGAGAGACGAAGGACGUUAGAAGAGAUUCUAUACGCAUUGGUGGUUCAAAAGUUCAUGGAAGCUAACGUAUCACUCAUACCUUCGAUAACGCCAUCAUCAGAUCCAUCUGGUCGUGUUGAUACUUGGCCGACCAAAGUAGAGAAGCUCGAGCAGCUUCACUCUCCCGAGAUGUACGAGAUGAUUCACAACCAUCUAGCUUUGAUCCUCGGGAGCAGAAUAGGUGACUUGACCUCUGUCGCACAGAUAAGCAAACUCAGAGUUGGGCAAGUCUACGCUGCUUCUAUCAUGUAUGGUUAUUUCUUGAAGCGGGUGGACCAGAGGUUUCAGCUUGAGAAGACCAUGAAGCUUCUUCCUGGUGGUGGUGGGGAUGGUGAGAGUAAAACAAGCGUUGAGCAACCACAGGAUGGGACGUAUCAGGCUGUGUCUUCUCACCCAGAGGUUGGUUCAUUUGCGGGUGGAGUUAGUGCCAAGGGCUUUGGAAGUGAGAUUAAACCGUCGAGGUUAAGGACAUACGUGAUGUCGUUUGAUAGUGAGACGCUUCAGAGAUAUGCCACCAUCAGGUCAAGAGAAGCGGUUGGGAUCAUUGAGAAGCACACAGAGGCGUUGUUUGGCAAGCCUGAGAUUGUGAUCACGCCGCAAGGCACGGUUGAUUCAUCCAAGGACGAGCAGAUAAAGAUCAGCUUUGGUGGAAUGAAGAGGCUUGUCUUGGAGGCUGUGACUUUCGGGUCGUUUCUUUGGGAUGUUGAGUCUCAUGUAGAUGCUAGGUACCAUUUUGUAUUAAACUAGAAAAAUGGUCUGUAAUGACAAUGAAUAAUGUAACAUUAAGAGCAUUAAUCUAGCAGGAACAGACCAAACCAGACUAUCAAAA
Messenger RNA from Raphanus sativus (radish), 1488 nucleotides. Its product is annotated as UV-B-induced protein At3g17800, chloroplastic. The coding region runs from base 159 to 1406 and encodes 415 amino acids. The record is from RefSeq and is a predicted model, not a curated record. NCBI's taxonomy places the organism in Eukaryota, Viridiplantae, Streptophyta, Magnoliopsida, Brassicales, Brassicaceae. The transcript has 3 exons.